This is a messenger RNA of Lycium ferocissimum, 638 nucleotides long. RefSeq names its product actin-related protein 7-like. Gene Ontology annotation, biological process: anatomical structure morphogenesis. The transcript is spliced from 3 exons. Gene Ontology annotation, cellular component: nucleus. Bases 123 to 605 code for a protein of 160 amino acids. The record is from RefSeq and is a predicted model, not a curated record. Lineage: Eukaryota; Viridiplantae; Streptophyta; Magnoliopsida; Solanales; Solanaceae.
GGAAACUCAAUUUCAGGCAAAUAUAUAGUCACUGCUCUCCCAUACACACUCUUUAACAAAUAACCCUUUUUUUCCUUCACCUUUUUGUUUACUAGUCAGAGUGAUAGAGAAAUUUAUUGAGAAUGGAGGCAGUAGUAGUGGACGUUGGUUCUAAAUUACUCAAAGCUGGUUUUGCUAUUCCAGAUCAAACUCCUUCUAUGGUAAUACCAACACAAAUGAAACGAAUUCCUGAAGAUGAUGAAGGUUCCAUGGUUGAGGAGGAAGAAGUGACUGUGGAUCCCAUUGAGAGAGGUUUUAUUAAAGAUUGGGAUGCCAUGGAGGACUUGUUGCACCAUGUUCUUUAUUCUGGUCUUGGUUGGGAAAUUGGAAAUGAAGGUCAAAUUUUGUUCACUGACCCACUCUGCACUCCCAAGGCUAUUAGGGAACAAUUGGUGCAAUUGAUGUUUGAAACGUUUAACAUCUCGGGCUUUUAUGCCUCUGAGCAGGCAGUAUUGUCGCUUUAUGCUGUUGGACGCAUAUCUGGCUGCACUGUUGAUGUUGGUCAUGGGAAAAUUGGUAUCUGCAUUGCCUUAACACUUAUCAUUCUUAAAUAUCCGUGUAUUUGAAGAUUCUUUGUGGUACUGUCACUUAGUUUUCCG